This is a messenger RNA of Camarhynchus parvulus, 2670 nucleotides long. It is a transcript of the gene GAREM2, whose product is annotated as GRB2 associated regulator of MAPK1 subtype 2. Lineage: Eukaryota; Metazoa; Chordata; Aves; Passeriformes; Thraupidae. The record is from RefSeq and is a predicted model, not a curated record.
GCGAUGGAGCCCGGCCCGGGGCCGGCCUGAGCCGCGAUGCGAUGGAGAAGCUCGCGGCGGGGCUGGCCCGGCUCCGCUGGAGCCCCGCGGCGCUGCCCCUCGACGCCAUCGUCAGCCAGUGCCGCCUGCCCACCCUCGUCUGCCUCGGGCAGGGUGAGCGCGUGGAGGGGGUGACAGCCCAGGACGUGCUGCUGGUCCACUCGUGCCGGCAGUGGACGACCGUGACAGCGCACAGCCUGGAGGAGGGACACUACGUCAUCGGGCCCAAAAUCGACAUCCCGCUCCAGUACCCAGGGAAGUUCAAGCUGCUGGACCAGGACCGGGACCUCCGCGAGCCCGUGCAGUACUUCAACAGCGUGGAGGAGGUGGCCAGCACCUUCCCAGACCGCAUCUUCGUCAUGGAGGCCAUCACCUUCAGCGUGAAGGUGGUGUCGGGGGAGUUCAGCGAGGACAGCGAGGUUUACAACUUCACGCUGAACGCGGGGGACGAGCUGACGCUGAUGGGGCAAGCGGAGAUCCUGUGCGCCAAGACGGUGAAGGAGAAGUCGCGUUUCAACACCCUCCUGCGCAAGCUGGGCAAGGCGGCGCCGGCGGCCGGGGCGCGGCAGGUGAAGGGCAAGAUGCCGUGCCUGAUCUGCAUGAACCACCGCACCAACGAGAGCCUGAGCCUGCCCUUCCAGUGCAAGGGCCGCUUCAGCACCCGCAGCCCGCUGGAGCUGCGCCUGCAGGAGGGCGAGCACACCAUCCGCAGCAUCAUCGAGAAGGUGCGGCUGCCCGUCAACGUGGCCGUGCCCAGCCGGCCCGCCCGCAACCCCUACGACCUGCACGCCAUCCGCGAGGGCCACUGCUACAAGCUGGUCAGCAUCAUCUCCAAGACGGUGGUGCUGUGCUGCAUCCUGCGCCGGGAGGAGCUGGUGCCUUUCCAUUUCCUGCUGCUGACCGACAUGCCCCGCUUCCAGCUGCCCGAGGGGCUGCUGGCCGGGGACCCGCAGCUGGAGAAGCUGCUGCGGGACAGCGCCGCGUAUUGCCACGACCGCUUCAACCCCGACGAGUACUCGCGGGCCGUGCGGGAGGCCAAGCCGGACUUGCUGGAGGAAUGUGCGAGCCCGCGGCGCCUGCGGCUCUGCCUGCCCGCCUGCGGCCGCGAGGAGCUCAGCCAGCCCCUGCAGCGCCUCUCGCUCUGCGCCUGCGGCUCCGGGGGUCCCCGGGAGCCCCCCGCCCGCUGCCAGGGACCGCGGGGCCUCGGCGGGGCCACCCCGCGCCCGCCGCUGCCCGACUUCCCCGAGCCCGAGCGGGAGUACAUGACGCCCGACUGGGCCGAGCCCGAGUUCAGGACUCAGGAGCCGCUGGAGAUUCCCUACGAGGAGCUGUGGAGCAAUCCCAGCCCGGAGGGCUGCUGCGAGCUGGGCAGCAGCGGUGGCCGGCCCGACCUCGUCUCCUUCGGGGCUGCGGCCCCGCUGGGCUCCCCGCACCGCCCCGGGGACGAGCCCCGCGGGGACACCCCGCCCCCGGUGCCACCCAAAUCGGAGGCGGUGAAGGAGGAGUGCCGGCUGCUGAACGCGCCCCCGGUGCCGCCCCGGGGCAGCCGCCCCCCGGCCCCCUGCAGCCCCCCGGCCCUGCGCUGCCCGAAGCUGGCACCCGCGCCCUCGCCCAGCCCCAGCCUCUCCUACUACUCCUCGGGGCUCCACGACGGGUCGGCCCCGCGGAGCGGCAGCGCCUCGCCCUCUCCGGACGCGUACUCGCUGUACUGCUACCCCUGCACCUGGGCCGACUGCAAGGCUGCUGAGCCCCCCGGGCGGCCGCUGCCCCCGGCCCAGCCCGCGCCCAGCUCCUGGUCCGACCCCUGGGCGUUCCCCGAGCCGGGCGCCGGGCCGGGCAGCGGCUGCUCCACGCCGCUGCUGGGGACCGAGCCCCCCCUGAAGCCCUUCCGCAGCUGCCCCCGCCUCAAGCCCCCGCACCCCCAAAAGCGCUUUGCCCCCUUCGGGGCGCUCAACCCCUUCGCCGGCCCGGCAGAGUGGCCGGAGAAUCCCGAGUGGUCCAAAGCGGCGCCUUCGGCCCCGGCCGCUCCCUCCUCCUCCUCCUCCACGCCGGAGCCCUUCGCCCCCGCCGAGGAGCCGGCGGCGCCCCCUCGGCCCCCCAAGGGCUUGGACGGGGACGGCAUCGUCAUCCGGGGGGCGGCCCCGCUGUCCCCCGCCGUCCUGCGCGGCGCCGAGGGCGUCACCCGCCUGUACCUGGCCCAGGGGGUGAUCGAGGUGCCGCCGGCGGCGAGGGGCGAUGGGGCAGCCCCGCCGGCCGCCCCCCGGCCCAGCGGGGACGGCCCGGCCUGGCUGCCCCCCGCAGACCUGUCGGCGCUGUCGCUGGAGGAGGUGUCCAAGUGCCUGCGCUUCAUCGGCCUCUCCGAGGACGUCGUGAGCUUCUUCGCCCGCGAGAGGAUCGACGGCAGCAUCUUCGUGCAGCUCAGCGAGGAGAUCCUGGCCGACGACUUCCGCCUCACCAAGCUCCAGGUGAAGAAGAUCAUGCAGUUCAUCAAGGGCUGGCGCCCCAAGAUCUAGUGCCACGCCAGGGACCCCCUGCACAGGGGGGUCCCCAAGUCACCUGGAGCACGGCUCUGGGUGGCCCCGCUCCCAUCCCUCUCUGAUGCUGCAGGCUCUCCUCUCUCACUGCCCAGCC